UACGCUUUAGCGGGAGCACGUAAUGCAGAGCUUGCAGUAGCGUCUAAUUUCAACAAGUGAGUGGUUGACAGGAAAUAGAGCAGCGGCAUUCGUUCCUACUUUACGUAAAGGAUCAAUCUUAACAAUGGAAAAACACGAAGUACCACCACCUUAUAAUCACCCAACUAAUUACGACCCAUAUAAUCAGCCACAAGCACACUUUCAAAAUCAGCAGCAGUUUCACCCUCAACAACAGUAUCACCCUCAGCAAAAUUUUCAACAGCAGCCACCAUCAGUCAUAUCGACACCUCCAGUUGUGCAACCUCAUCUAACGCAAGUCACCGUCAAUACAGCGGCAGCCUCAGGUGGUGGAUCUUGUCCAGUGUGCCACGUGGGACAUUUUGAAUCUUCGUUCACGCUGUGCGGUUGGCUUUGCUGCAUUUUUUGCUUCCCAGUUGGAAUUAUCUGCUGCCUCUGCAUGCGCAAGAAAGAGUGCAGCCACUGCGGAUUCUCAGUAUCGUAACAACCUGAAAACUGACCCAAAUUUCUUCCUUUGCAUAUUUUAUACAUAUAAAAUUGAUUUGUACUAUAGUUAAGCAUUAUGAUCAAUUUUAAUUUAUUCAGUAUUUUUUAUAUAGGUAAGUUGCAAGCUAUCUAAGCAAAAUAUGCGUGUGAUUAAAAUAGUAAGAACAUAAUUUUAUUGUUAGGUUUAUAAAAUAAUUUCAUUAAAUAGCCGUGAUAAUA
Molecule: messenger RNA, 723 nt
Organism: Zophobas morio
Lineage: Eukaryota; Metazoa; Arthropoda; Insecta; Coleoptera; Tenebrionidae
Product: membrane protein BRI3-like
Exons: 2
Coding region: 125-502 (125 amino acids)
Source: RefSeq, a predicted model, not a curated record